Gregarina niphandrodes is the source of this 2472-nucleotide messenger RNA. RefSeq lists its product as hypothetical. Bases 1 to 2472 code for a protein of 823 amino acids. Lineage: Eukaryota; Apicomplexa; Conoidasida; Eugregarinorida; Gregarinidae. The transcript has a single exon. The record is from RefSeq and is a predicted model, not a curated record.
AUGGAAGGCUGGCCUGAACCUGUGAUGCAGGCCCCGCCAGAAUUGUUCGUGGAAAGCUGGCCUGAACCUGUAAUAGAGGCCCCCCGAGAAUCGUUGGUCGAAACCUGGCCUGAGCCUGUGAUAGAGCCCCCCCUAGAAUCCUUGGUGGAAAGCUGGCCUGAGCCUCCGAUAGAACCCUCGUGGAAUUGGCUGAUGGAAGGCGGGCCUGAACCUGUGAUGCAGGCCCCGCCAGAAUCGUUGGUGGACAGCUGGCCUGAACCUGUGAUAGAGGCCCCCCGAGAAUCGUUGGUCGAAAGCUGGUCUGAGCCUGUGAUAGAGGCCCCCCGAGAACAGUUGAUGGAAGGCUGGCCUGAGGCAGUGACGGAGGCUUUGUGCACUCUGCUGAGCCUGCCGGAUGAGCCUGUGAUCGGGGGAUCGAGGGAGCCGUCGGAGGGAGCCGCGCAGGAAAUUUCGACGCAAGACUGGCCUGAGCCGACGCAAGUCUGGCCUGGGUCUGUGACGGAGGCCUCGUUGGGACCACUGGUGGAAGCCUCUGUGAUGGAGACCCCCGUGAGACCACUGGAGGAAACCUGGCUUGAGACUUCGGCGGAGACCCCGCGGGAUCCGUUGGUGGGGCCUUUGAGGGAAGCCUGGCCUCAGCUUGUGAGGGAACCUUUGUGGGAGCCAUCGAUGGACGUCCCGCAGGAGCCUUUGGUGGAAGGGCCUAGGGAACCGUUUGGAGAAACUUUUUCGUCAUCUUCGAUGGACGCCUGGAAUGGGUAUGACUUGGUGGCUCGGGUGUGGAAGGAGUGCUUGGAGAAGGAGAAAGGGCUGCACCCCGUGCUCAGACCAGAUGAGGAAUUAAAGGUUGUAAUGCUGGCUGAGGCCGCUAUCCUGAAAGAGUUGAGUGGAGGUAAGACACGAGAGGACCUGUCUAUAUCUGAUUUCGAGGCCUGUUCGUGGAGAUGGCUAAAGUUAGUAUUGCUAAUGCAUGAGUGGCAAGACAAGGGCGGUGGCUUUCGUGAAGUGAUAUCAGCGUUGGAGAGUUUUCUGGCGAGGCCAGUCGGCGUUAAUGACACCUGGUUCCUGGCUGGUGUGGUGCAGAGAUUCAUUACUACGGGAUAUUUGUCCCGUUGGCUGCCUCGCACGGUACCACCGCAGAGUGGCUGGCAUUGUCGGAAGACGGUUUGUCGCGUCUCCUUCCCAGAUGAAGUUGUCCGUUUGCCGGAGACUGAGGAAAGUGUAAACCGCGUUUGGGCCAGCUCACUACUGGACUGGUGGUUCCGUCAAGCACAGCGAAAUAUUCGUAUUGACAAGAACACAUGGAAGAUCCAGGAACCUUUAAGUACCGUUUUAUCUGUUCAACAAGCUUUGGGCAAACAGGCAUUUGAAAACGCCAUAGAGGUAAUGAAGAGGGUAAUUCCCCCUCCGCGCCAAUUGUCGAGUGUAAACUACCUUUGCUGCUUACUCCAGUAUUUUGAGACAAGUCCACUGAUUAUUACUCGGGCCCGCCGUCCGUUAGCCUGCCGUCCUAGACCCUGCCCUGAUCCUAGAAGCAUUCCGCCUGAAGUCGGUGCCAUGUCGACGCCAUCUUCACCGUCCUUGGCUGACGUGGACAGAUCGGUUGGUGCCAACAGGUCGGUUGCUGUUGAGAUGACGACCUUUAUGACCCGUGUGCUUCAAGAAUGCCUGGAGAGAGAGCGAUUGGAGCUGGCGGGUGCGAGUAGGCUGAGUACUGCGAUGUACGCUAUCCACAGAUUUCGGACUGCCUUGUGCAGCCAGAAGAAGUCGACAGAGCGGAUUGCUCGCAAACCGAAAAUGAACCCGUUCGACAUGUGUGGGUGGCGAUGGCUGUGUCUGGUGGGACUGAUGAAUGACAACUUGAAGCCGCAUGCGCUUCAGCAGUUGAUCGCCGAUAGUGAAAAGAUUGUGCCUCGGCCGAAACAUGUGUCACCUUUGUGGUACUUGGCCUGUCGGAUGCAGGCCUGUCUGAAAGGAAGGGACAUCAGUCAGAAGCUCCGUUGGCCAUGGUGGGCAUUCAACACAAUCUACCGCGAUCACUUUCCCGAGACGUUUGGCGAGCUUCCCAUGUCUGAAACAUCCGUCCGCCUAAUUGCCUUCAGCUCCAGAGCUGCACACUGGAUUGCAUCCGGAAUCCGAAAGUUCCGCCUUACCCGCAAAACGUGGUCCGUCACUUCCAGUCGUGACAUUGUGGAUAUCUUUCACACGGUCCUGGGACACCACCGGUUCAACGAAGCGAUCGAUUUAAUCAAACCAAAAAUCUGUAAGAUUGCUCCCGAUGAGGGUCCACAACAAAUGCAGCAGUUACAAGACAAGUGCAUCAUGGGAAUCCUCUUCAAGUACGCGCGCGUGGCUCGAAAGGUCAGCUGUAGAUUCUGUCGAAGUUGGCAGUUUGAUGUUGACCCAAAUCCCAAGGGCUCCGAUGAAGUGAGUUCGUCUGAGGACGAACCACCCGCCAAAAAAGUACGAUGA